AUGCUUUGUCGUUUGAAGCAUGGCGCCUUGGCAGUGGCUUGUUUCUCUGCACCCGUGCUGGCCUGUGUGGACAACAGUACUAACGCAACUGUGACUGGCCAGGCGCAUGAUAGCAUCUUGUGGUGGACACAUCCAUAUGAAGUCUUUCACUUGGAAGAGGUGACGAUUGUUGUGCUUGUGGCUAUCACCUUGAUGGUGGAUAGCGUGCAGCACCAGCUGGCCAAGUACACUCGCUCCCGAGGCUUUUGGUCAGACGACUUCGAAGAGGACACUCUGCAUGAAAUAGACCAUCGCAGCCGUGAACCCAUGGCGUAUUUGUUGUUCAACCGGGGCACGGCGGAGUUCACCGUGCUGGGCAUCAUCGCGUGUAUCGUGUGGGCGUGCAACCGCACGGGCGUGUUCUACGCGAUCUAUGAACUUACGGAAGACGUGGAAGAUAUCGCACUGCCCCAGGAUGCAGCUGGAUAUCAUCACAACGUCGAGAGCGUUCACAUGCAUUUGUUCGUGACCUAUUUCCUGUACUAUGCCAUCAUGGCGUGUAGCAUCUUCGUUGCAGGACGUUGGAUGCGGAGCUGGGCGGCUUCCAACGUGGUGUACAAGCGACAGAUCCGUGCCUUCCGCGCAGGGAAGGACUGUUCGGAAGAAUUUAUAGAAUCAGAUUGGCCUCCGGAGCAUGUCACACUGCGUCAGACCUUUUUGAUGUCUGUCUCUAGCUGGCGAAAAGCUUCGGACCGCCUCGACACUAAGUUGCAGGCGGUGGUCCAGAAGUACCGCGCAGAGAUGGAUGAAGACAGAAUCCAGGAGUUUCUCACAACUCGGUUCCCUUUCACACCCUACGUUGUUGAGAACUACCGUGACAUGUUGGAAAACAUGGUGAUCGUCCGGCUUGAAACACUGGCCUGCAUCGGGGUCAUAGAAGGUGUGCAAGCCACGUUUCAUAGAUUCCAGGUUGACUUUGACUUUAGCUAUGCUUGGAUCGGCGUCUUUGCAUUGGUCCUGGCUGUGUUGUAUUUGUACUCUUGGAUUUUCCACCACAAAUUGCUACGAGGUCAAUAUUUGAAGGAAGAUUUAUCCAAUGAAGCUCUGGUGAAAUUGUCCAGUGUGCCGGGACGGAUUUGUUUGCUGAUCCAAGUCUGCUCCUUGCUGUUUUGCUUCGCUUUGACUCGCCCCCUUGCACACUCGUAUGUAUGGAUCUUGAGCCAAGCUCGCUCCAUCGCGCACAGCGUUGCCUGUUUGAUCCUGAUACCCAUCGCUGGGCUGCUACUGGGCAAUCUCCUCGCGCAGCUGGCGGUGGUCUUGUCGUGCUUACCCCAACGGCCUGUGAAUGAAGCGCGUAUUCGCCUCAUUUGGGACAGGCACAUCCUGGCACGGAUCGUGUCCUCAGGCGACAUCAAGCAGGUGGCGGUGAAGGAAGUGAUGAGUGAUCGUCAGCAAAGUUUCUGA
Cladocopium goreaui is the source of this 1443-nucleotide messenger RNA. NCBI's taxonomy places the organism in Eukaryota, Dinophyceae, Suessiales, Symbiodiniaceae. The record is from the annotation of a GenBank genome assembly.